GGAACCGGGGGACGCGGCCGGCGCGGCGGGACGGGCCGCCCGGGGCCGUGCGCCUGGAACGGGCGGAGCCUCCCCCGAGUCCUUCCGGGGCGGCGGCGGCGCGAUGCUGGCGCUGGCGGGGCGGCGGGCCCGGGCCGGGCUGGGGCUGCUGCAGCACUCCCAGCAGUUGAAGCGUUCAGCGUGGCUCGCCCCAGCACCGCACCGCUGGACCUCUGGCCUGCCCAUGAACAUCGGGGUGCUCUUUGUGCCGCAGCAAGAGGCUUGGGUGGUAGAGAGGAUGGGCAAGUUCCACCGAAUCCUCGAGCCUGGUCUGAACUUCCUCAUCCCUCUGCUGGAUAGGAUUCGUUAUGUGCAGAGUCUCAAAGAAAUCGUCAUUAACGUCCCAGAGCAGUCGGCUGUCACCUUAGAUAACGUCACCCUGCAGAUUGACGGCGUGCUCUACCUGCGGGUUAUGGACCCCUACAAGGCCAGCUAUGGGGUGGAAGAUCCUGAGUAUGCAGUGACCCAGCUGGCCCAGACCACCAUGAGAUCUGAACUUGGCAAACUUUCCCUUGACAGAGUCUUCCGGGAGCGGGAGUCCCUCAACGCCAACAUUGUGGAUGCAAUUAACCAGGCUUCAGACUGCUGGGGCAUCCGAUGCCUGCGCUACGAGAUCAAGGACAUCCACGUGCCCCCGCGCGUGAAGGAAUCCAUGCAGAUGCAGGUGGAGGCAGAGCGACGGAAGCGCGCGAUGGUGCUGGAGUCGGAGGGGACACGGGAAUCGGCGAUCAACGUGGCUGAGGGGCAGAAGCAGGCCCAGAUCUUGGCAUCAGAAGCUCAGAAGGCCGAACAAAUCAACAAAGCUGCUGGAGAAGCCAAUGCAGUGCUGGUCAAGGCCAAGGCCAAGGCGGAGGCUAUUCAGCUCCUGGCAGCUGCUCUGGCACAGCAGCACGGCAGCGCCGCCGCCUCUCUCUCCGUGGCAGAGCAGUACGUGAGCGCCUUCUCCAAGCUUGCCAAAGACUCCAACACCAUCUUGCUGCCCGCCAACACCGGUGACGUCACCAACAUGGUCGCACAGGCCCUGGGCAUCUACAGCACGCUGACCAAGCCCCAACCUGUGAAGAAGGAGGACGAGGUGCCCCCAGCCCGCACGGACCCCCAGCCUCCCGCCGCGGAGGUGCUCAGGGCAGAACAGGCCAGUUCCAGCUAGCGGGGCUGGAGGGAUCCCCACCUGCGGCCUGCCGUCCUCCCUGGGCAGACGCUCUCCUUCUUCCCUUGUUCCUUAUUUUGUAUUUGGAUUUAAAUCAUGUAAUAAAUGGUACCGGUGCUGCUGCA
Messenger RNA from Columba livia (rock pigeon), 1314 nucleotides. RefSeq names its product stomatin like 2 (gene STOML2). The transcript is spliced from 10 exons. Lineage: Eukaryota; Metazoa; Chordata; Aves; Columbiformes; Columbidae. Bases 104 to 1189 code for a protein of 361 amino acids. Gene Ontology annotation, biological process: mitochondrion organization. Gene Ontology annotation, cellular component: mitochondrion; membrane. The record is from RefSeq and is a predicted model, not a curated record.